Messenger RNA from Carassius auratus (goldfish), 2236 nucleotides. RefSeq names its product serine/threonine-protein kinase pim-2-like. Gene Ontology annotation, biological process: protein autophosphorylation; negative regulation of apoptotic process; regulation of mitotic cell cycle. Bases 197 to 1759 code for a protein of 520 amino acids. Gene Ontology annotation, molecular function: ATP binding; protein serine/threonine kinase activity. Gene Ontology annotation, cellular component: cytoplasm. The record is from RefSeq and is a predicted model, not a curated record. NCBI's taxonomy places the organism in Eukaryota, Metazoa, Chordata, Actinopteri, Cypriniformes, Cyprinidae. The transcript is spliced from 7 exons.
GGCAGAUGCGGAUCUGGUUGAGUUAGUGUUAGGAAGCAGCGACUGAUUCCACUGACUAAAACUCUUUAGAUUUACGCUUUACACACAGUAUUUUUAGACUAUUCUCAGUGUACACACAUUGUGUCCAUAAUUAUCAAUUUAACCUAAUAUUUAAAUUAAAAUUAAUCUUAUAUAAUUUUUGUUGAAAUAUUAAUCAAUGUCUACAACAACUGAGCGCAGUGGCUCUGAGAGCGUGCCUGUCGCGCGAGCGGCCUGGGCUUCGAAAGCAUCGAGCUUCGAAAGAAUCGAUAUGAGCAAAGAAAAGAAUGACAACAGCCCAGCAGACAAAGGGAAGAAGGGGAAAGCGGUACAUGUCUUCUUCCAUAAGCUGUGCGCGUCUGUGAAGCGUCCAGACAGAGUGCUGCGUCUCCCAGCACAGACGGAUGCUCAUCUGGACGACCCUGAGGUGAUGGCUGUCCCGGGUCCUUCAACCAUUCCUGAUCUGCUGUGUCUGCCGGGUCAGGUGUGUGCAGAUCCGGAGCACUCCUCUGGGAUCAGAGAGCCAAAGCUUCAUCCAGAUCCAUUUGCUCUCAGUCUCUGUCACAAAGAAGCUAAGAAAGGAAGGAAGAGGAAAGCGGUCCGUGCCUUCUUCCGGAGAGCAUGCAAGGCUGUGAAGCAGCUCUUCUCUUGCUGCGACUCGGAAAGAGUCCAGCCUCCUAAAGCAGAGCCGGAUCUGGACCCAUCCCAGCUCGUUCUGCCAGAGCAGGACCAGGACUCUGCAGACCUCCAGUCAUCUCCUGAGGAAGAAGGUCCCUCUGAGAUCCAGGCCCAGGAUGAAGAUCUGUCCGGUCCAGAGUCGGGUUCAGAGUCCGGUCCAGUGACUGGUUCAUGGUCGAUCGUGUCAGAAACGGGUUCAGUGUCAAUCGUGUCAGAAAUGGACACAGUGUUGCCUGAUCCGGAAAUCGAGCUAGCUCAAGGAUCCUUUGUGUCUUUGUUCGAAGUGGGACAUCUGAUCGCAUCAGGGAACUUCAGCAAGGUCUAUGAGGGAACACACGCAUUCAGCGACAAAGUGAAGGUUGCUCUGAAGUGUAUCCCCAAGCGCCGAGCAGACCGCUAUCUUGAUGUUCCUGGUCACUCCAAGCCUUUGCUCGCUGAAGUGGCUCUGAUGCUGCGGCUGGGAGAAGCUCCAUCGUGCCUCAACAUCUUGGAGCUACACCAGUGGCUGGAGGACGAGAGCAGCUUCACUCUCAUCUUGGAGUACCCUGAACCCUGCAGGACCUUGGAGGAUUACAUCUUGUUCUCCGGCCCCUUUAGUGAGGCACAAGCACACUUGUUUAUGCUUCAGGUGCUUAAAGCAGUCAAACACUGCCAUGAGCGUGGAGUUUAUCAUGGUGAUAUCCGCUCGAGGAACAUCCUGGUGACUCUCUACAGUCUGGAGCUUAAGCUCUUCAACUUCCGCUGCGCUCGUCUUAUCAACAGCGAGGGCUUUGACAGCAGCCAAUACCAAGGAUCAGACGCAUACACCCCUCCUGAGGUCCUCGGCCUGUCCAUGUUCCACGCCGCAGCAGCAGACGUCUGGGUGCUAGCUGUCCUCCUCUUCGAGAUUAUUCACAGAUAUCUGCCCUUCGAAAGCUUUGAUGCCAUUCUGCACGGCUACCUCAGGAUGGAUCCCACCUUAUCCACAGCGUGCUGUGACCUGAUCUUCCACUGCUUGAGCCGUAAUCCAUCUCACCGGCUGACGCUCCAGCAGCUGGAAGAGCACCGCUGGAUGAAAACCUAGAUUGGAAGAAGGCAGGGAUCCUGAUCUGGAUCAGACAGUGCUUUAUUUAUUAAAAAUAUUUUGAAUCAAACCAGUGAUAAUUUAAUUGCCAGUGCAGGAAGUCAAAGUGAUGAACGAGUCUUUCUCAUUGCACUACACUCAUCACAAUGAAGUGCAUCCAUCUGAACAGACACACGGUUUGUGGGUGUAGGAAAUAGUUCUGUGCUGUUUGAUUUAUGAUUGCCUUAAACAUUACUAAUGUCCAUCAUGAGACAAAACAAGGGCAUUGAUAUAUUUUAAGUUUAAUUAAUUAAUUUUAAGUUUACUUUUCAGCUGAAACAGCUCAGACUUACAUUUUAGUCUGGGUCCAGGCUUAAGAGUUGUCUGUGAAACUGCUUGAUUUAACCCUCAUGCAUCCUUCAAAUAGCAUCCCUUUACUGGACCUUUGUGGAAAAAUUUAAUUACUAAGGAGGUCUAAUGUGUGAUCCCAAUUAGUUU